GCAGUCAGUAGUAGUCUUCUAUAACUUUCCAGAAGCAAUUCGGGCAGUUGGAUUCCUCCAAGCCAGACCCAAUCAAUCAACAGUCCUUUGCUUGGUAUUCGAGAGAACUAGUGAAACUUUCUGUGUUGCUCUUCUGAUUCAACAAUGGCGACUUUGAUGCAGAAAAUCAAAGACAUCGAGGAUGAGAUGGCAAGGACCCAAAAGAACAAAGCCACUGCCCAUCACCUUGGUUUGCUCAAGGCUAAGCUUGCUAAGCUACGGAGGGAACUUAUUGCACCUCCGUCCAAAGGAGGUGGUGGUGCUGGAGAAGGUUUUGACGUUACAAAAAGUGGUGAUGCAAGAGUUGGUCUAGUGGGUUUCCCUUCUGUUGGGAAAUCUACACUUCUAAAUAAGUUAACUGGGACUUUUUCAGAGGUUGCUUCCUAUGAAUUCACUACCUUGACUUGCAUCCCUGGUGUGAUCAUGUAUCGAGGAGCCAAAAUCCAGUUGUUGGAUCUUCCUGGUAUUAUUGAGGGUGCUAAAGAUGGAAAGGGUAGAGGGAGGCAGGUCAUCAGUACUGCUAGGACGUGCAAUUGUAUUCUAAUUGUUCUUGAUGCAAUAAAGCCGAUAACUCACAAACGGUUGAUAGAGAAAGAGCUUGAGGGAUUCGGCAUAAGGUUAAACAAGGAACCCCCAAAUUUGACGUUCAGGAGGAAAGACAAGGGUGGAAUUAAUUUCACAUCAACAGUUACCAACACACAUCUGGACCUUGAUACUGUGAAGGCAAUAUGUAGUGAAUACAGAAUACAUAAUGCUGAUGUUAAUCUUAGGUACGAUGCAACUGCUGAUGACCUCAUAGAUAUCAUUGAGGGCAGUAGGGUAUAUAUGCCUUGCAUCUAUGUUGUAAACAAGAUUGAUCAGAUAACACUAGAAGAGCUGGAGAUUCUGGAUAAACUUCCUCAUUAUUGUCCGAUCAGUGCUCACUUGGAAUGGAACCUUGAUGGUCUGCUGGACAAGAUAUGGGAGUAUCUCAAUUUAACUCGAAUAUACACAAAGCCCAAGGGGAUGAAUCCAGAUUACGAGGACCCAGUAAUCCUGUCAUCUAAAAAGAAGACAGUCGAGGACUUCUGCAACCGAAUUCACAAGGAUAUGCUUAAACAAUUUAAGUAUGCACUGGUUUGGGGUUCAAGCGCGAAACACAAGCCCCAAAGAGUAGGCAAGGAGCAUGAACUUGAAGAUGAAGACGUUGUGCAGAUCAUCAAAAAGGUGUGAUUACAAAAUCUGCAAUUUCACAUUAGAUGGUGUUGAAUUUUGCGAGGAAUAUAUGUGGUGGUGAGUAGAGCUUUCCUGAUUUUGCUAAGCUUCGCUGUCAAUGUUUUCCAUCUUUCUUCGAGGAUAGUUAGGUUGAAGAAAAGACGGAAUGAUGAGUAAUUAAGUCAUUUUGUGUUCAAAUUAUUAAGUGGUAAUAUAUAUAUCUCCGGACCUUGUUUCUUGAGAUAGGUUUUUUUUAUGUGACAGGAUGUAAGGUUAAAAUAUAACUCUGGUUUGAAGAACAUUUUGAACAAAGUUAAUGAUGUGGCUUCUUUUUCGCUUAAAAA
Messenger RNA from Camellia sinensis, 1577 nucleotides. Its product is annotated as developmentally-regulated G-protein 3. The record is from RefSeq and is a predicted model, not a curated record. Gene Ontology annotation, molecular function: protein binding; GTP binding; RNA binding. Lineage: Eukaryota; Viridiplantae; Streptophyta; Magnoliopsida; Ericales; Theaceae. Gene Ontology annotation, biological process: RNA modification.